AUGGCUGCUAUGUUCGCUGGCCUUUCUCUUUUGCAGCAAAGUAGUGGUAGAGAAGAGGGUGACUCUGCCCGAAGUAGACUGUUGCAAGCCCACGUGCAUCGACCUGUCCGUAGUGUUCAGUCCAGGUAUCGCUCCCUGCGAAGCCACGAUAGUGUGAAUCUUCAAGUUUCUCGCCGAUCUUCACGCCAUGACGUUCUUCUUCUUCUUGCAGCGGAGGAUGCUGCCUCGUCCAUGAGGCGAGAGCGGCGCUGGUGGUCAAUUCACCACACUGGUGGCCAACUGGGUUUCUGGGAGACCAAAGUGAAGCAAUGGCAUCGCAUUGCGGACGAAUUUGGGAUGCCAGGAGACGCUGACGACUAUUUGGACAUGCGUUAUUUGCGCACAUACAGAGUAGACUGUCGGACGUUUGAGUUCCUGCUCCGUCAAACCUGCAAUGACCUACAGCAAGAGUCAACUAGGUUUCGGACACCUGUACCCCCUGCCAAGCGCCUGGCAAUUUGUAUGCACUGGCUUGCGCAUGGUCUUACGUUUGACCAGCUAGGCGAGCUGUAUUGCAUUGGGGCGUCAACUGCCCAUGAUAUUGUGCAUGCUGCAGUCAGUGUUUUUAAAAACAUCCUGGUACCAGCAGCCAUCAAGUUCCCUUCUGGUAGGGAGCUGGAGGACGUCAUCGCUGGCUUCAGUGAUCUAGCUCAGCUGCCCAUGUGUGCUGGUGCGAUCGAUGGUACUUUUGUGCAUAUCAAGAAGCCUGCUCUCUGGGGAGACAACUAUUGGUGCUAUAAAAACUUUAUAGCAAUUCAUAUGUUGGCAGUGUGCGAUCACCGCUGCCAAUUCACUUUCGUGGAUGUCGGCAGAGCUGGUUGCGUGGGAGAUGCUUUCAGCUACGCAGAAAGCUCUCUGCGCCGACGUAUUGUUGGUGGCCGGUGGCUCCAAGAUUUGCACCGCAACUUUGAUGGCACCACUGUUCGUCCCUAUUUGAUAGGUGACAGUGCGUUCCCUCUGGAGCCUCAACUGAUGAAGUGCUACGACCAGGCACGCUUCCAACACCAGACAAGGUUCAACAAGGCACUGAUAUCAUCCCGACAGAAAAUUGAGAACGCGUUUGGCUUCUAUAAAGGGCGUUGGCAUGUUCUCAUUGAGAAUUUCAUCCGAGACCCGGCUUUUAUGAGAGACGUUGCAUUGGUCUGUGCAGCUCUCCACAAUAUCUGCCAGAGAGCCAAUUGCAAGUACAGUACGACAUGGAAUGCCGACGAAGCAAAUUACAUUCGCAUAGGACCAGAAUUGCCACCAGCGGCACCUGCAGAUCUACCUGGCGGGGGCGAUGUCCGCUUUGCAAUCUCUUCAAUGCUGUGA
This is a messenger RNA of Sycon ciliatum, 1350 nucleotides long. RefSeq lists its product as uncharacterized. The record is from RefSeq and is a predicted model, not a curated record. Lineage: Eukaryota; Metazoa; Porifera; Calcarea; Leucosolenida; Sycettidae. The transcript has a single exon. The coding region runs from base 1 to 1350 and encodes 449 amino acids.